Messenger RNA from Esox lucius (northern pike), 1186 nucleotides. Its product is annotated as tryptase-2. The record is from RefSeq and is a predicted model, not a curated record. Bases 87 to 911 code for a protein of 274 amino acids. Lineage: Eukaryota; Metazoa; Chordata; Actinopteri; Esociformes; Esocidae. Gene Ontology annotation, molecular function: serine-type endopeptidase activity. The transcript is spliced from 5 exons. Gene Ontology annotation, biological process: proteolysis.
CUUGUAUAUAUGUGGACCACUGUCAGUCAUUUUGUACCUGUCUGUCAAAGAGCUGUUUAGUUGUCUGUGUGCAGACUGCAAUAGCUAUGGGCUUUUUGGGAAUGCUGUGUGUAGUUCUUUUGGUCUUUGAUGCUGCAGGCUCGUCUGUGUCCGUGGCUCGAAGUUUUAUUGUGGGUGGAGAGGAUGCUUCCAAGGGCAGCUGGCCGUGGAUGGCCUACCUGGAAAUCGUUGCUUUCAACAUGACUUUUUCCUGUGGCGGUUCCCUCAUCAACGAGGAGUGGGUGCUCACUGCUGCACACUGUGUGGACCCUGAAGACAACAUUAUAAUGGAGCAGUCGUAUGUUCAUCUGGGAGUACACAGCCUGCAGGAGAUGGGAGAUCCAGACGUGGUUGUUCGAGCCAUGUCAGACAUAGUUGUUCACCCAGAAUAUGACUCACGCUUUUGGGGUGAACUCAAUGACAUCGCCCUGGUGAAGCUGAAUCACAGUGCCUGCUUGUCCCAUCUGAUUAUGCCUGUAAAGCUGCCUGGACCGGAAGAUAUCUUUGGCCAUGAAUCUGAGUGCUGGUUGACUGGCUGGGGUGAUAUCGACAUGGAGGUACCAUUGUCUGGCCGUGAGAUCCUGCAGCAGGUGAAAGUGCCCCUUAUUAGGCAGUGUGCCUGCCUGGAAGCUUACCCUCUUCUCAAUUCCGGCAUGGUGUGUGCAGGGUUCUGGGAGGGUGGAAAGGAUACGUGUCAGGGGGACUCUGGUGGGCCAUUAGUUUGUCUAUCUGGUGGUAAGUUUGUCCAGGUGGGAAUCACAAGUUUUGGGAAUGGCUGUGCUAAGGAAGGUUUCCCUGGAGUUUACACCCGUGUGGUCCGCUACAUGGACUUCAUCCUGGACACCGUUAACCCCAACAUUGAUGCUUCUUAAUCCCUUCAGACUGUUCACCAUUGGAAAUUAGUCCAUCUCUCUUUUUUGUUUAAAAGCAAUAAAAAUGAUGAAUUUACAAUAAUUUCCUCUCACUGUAUGCAGUUUAUGGACAUGGUAUUACAGCAACUGGUGCAUUAUGUAUAUGUUGCAUUGCUUACGUGACUCUUAAAUUAUAUUGACAUUCUGAUGCAUUUUUAUAUUUUGAGAAUUAUUGGCUUACAUUUUUGGGACACAACAGCAUAAAAGAUAACAUUUUAAAAGAGUAGGGGGUUAAA